Molecule: messenger RNA, 1649 nt
Organism: Thalassophryne amazonica
Lineage: Eukaryota; Metazoa; Chordata; Actinopteri; Batrachoidiformes; Batrachoididae
Product: growth arrest and DNA damage-inducible protein GADD45 beta-like
Exons: 4
Coding region: 88-561 (157 amino acids)
Biological process (GO): regulation of cell cycle
Cellular component (GO): nucleus; cytoplasm
Source: RefSeq, a predicted model, not a curated record
GACGUUGUCACAACAAACGCAGCAGUAGAAGUCGUUUUUGUCGUCCAGCGCUCUGUGAACGUUUGGGGAUUAUUUUUAUAUGCAAACAUGAUUCCCGAGGAAACGUUUGACUCCAGUGUCUUUGAGAACAGGAUGCAGUCGGUCGGCUUAGCUCUGGAGGAGCUGCUGCUGAUAGCUCAGAAACAACAAAGUCUGACUGUUGGCAUCUACGAGUCAGCCAAAGUUCUUGAUGUAGACCCAGAUAGCGUGGUCCUCUGCGUUCUGGCAGCUGAUGAUGAAGAUGAAGAUGAUGCAGCACUGCAGAUACACUUUACCCUGCUCCAGGCAUUCUGCUGGGACAAUGGUAUCACUAUCCUGCGCGUCUGGGGGAUUCAGCGUCUCCAGCAGCUACUGGGAGUUGUGGACACAAACAGGAACCAGGAGGAGCAGAGAGAUCUCCACUGCAUGCUGGUGACGAACCCCCAGGCAGAUCACUGCAGGCUACACGAAGUGGGAACCUACUGUGAGGAAAGCAGACGCCUCGAUCAGUGGGUGCCUGAACUGGUCCUGCAGGAACGAUGACUUUUCCAGCAUCGGAGCAUGCCAGCGAUCACAGGAGCUGCUGUGGGAUUCAGAUGCUAAUGAACUGCAGAUCCCAACCUGGGUGGGCUGUCCUGACUGGUGGGAACCAGCCUCGUUUCAGGCUCGAGAGUGGAUGCUGGUUUCUGUACCUCUUUGUACAAAAAAGGGAGAAAAAAAAUUAAAUCAGAAAAGCAGGAAGAGUAUUAAACCCUUACUCCUCAUACAGGAAACAGUAUUAUUAGAAUGUAAAACUCUAAUUUUGUGCCUCUGUCAUGUUAAGGGAGGAUGGAAUCUGUAUAAAUGUUCAGGAACUGUCUAAAACCUGGAUUGCCUAUGUGUUUCCAUGGGCUGAAGAGGAAUGCUGUAAUGGUGAAACUAUGCGGCUGGCAUUCCUGUGUAUUCAGAUGUGGGAGUAUUUAGCGAAAGAGGGUGUGUGUGUGUGCAUGCUGUACUUUCUUUAGAAAAGACAGGGCGUGCAGCUUGUGUUCUUGAAAUGAGCCGCUGAACCUGUGGUGGAAUCGUCUCCAUGGAAACUGAAAUGGAAAUGAUGUUAAAGUCACAUGAGCAAAAGAACUUAUUUUGGUCAGAAAAGAAUGCAAGAUGAGUAGUCAGCUGUGUGGGAAAUAGAUAUUUGCCUUAAGGAGGAAACACUAAUGCUGCCUUUUAGAUACAGUGCCGUUGGGCAAACUUUCAACAGUGAUAUUUAAGUAACUGAUGCGUGUUCCUGUACUGCAUGUACAAGUCUUUGUGUAAAUAUUUUUUUUGUUAUUUUUGAUACUUAAGUCAAUGAAGUAAUUAACAGAGUGCUGUAUCAGCUGAAGUAGUAUCUGUUUGUGCGUCAUGGAACCAGGAACUAUUGUUGAGUCACACAACUGUAGUUUGCAUUUGCAUUGCUGUAAUGGAAAAAGCACACAGACUAUUUGAACAGCUUCUUCAGCCACACUCCCCUAUCGUGACCGCACAGCAGUCACUGACACGCAGUUGGGAGGAGACAGAAACUCAUUGGUAUUGGAGCAAACAGGUGAAGAAACCUGAUGCAGACCUGUUACUUUUUGCACUAUCAAAUAAAUCAGUUGUUGUGAAACCUG